This is a messenger RNA of Cokeromyces recurvatus, 2178 nucleotides long. RefSeq lists its product as uncharacterized. Lineage: Eukaryota; Fungi; Mucoromycota; Mucoromycetes; Mucorales; Mucoraceae. Gene Ontology annotation, molecular function: zinc ion binding. The coding region runs from base 168 to 1970 and encodes 600 amino acids. The record is from RefSeq and is a predicted model, not a curated record. The transcript has a single exon.
GUUGGAAAGUAAAUUUACAAGUAUUUUUCUUCAUAAUAAACUUUUACAAAUUUUUGAUCUGAAGUUAUAACAUAUUUGUACGAGAUAAAUAUAUUAUGCUCCUUGUCCUCUUUUUUCUUUAAAAAAAAAACUUUGAAUUCAAGAAAAAGUAACAUUUCUAAAAUCAGAUGAGUCUUUGUUGUGGUAUAGAAACUUACAAGGAGAUACUUGACCGUCUUGAUGAAGAUAAAUUACGAGAAAUGAUCAACUCUAGUUCUUUAGAAGUCACAGAUAUGACACCACCUGUCAUCAACAAUUGGACUGUUCGAUCUAUCAGUGCACCACCUGUCUGGUAUCAAGUGCAAGCCACUGAUAAGACGAUUAACUAUUGUAGUUGUGAUGAUUUUAACAGACAUCGUCAAAAUCCUUGCAUUCAUAUGUAUAUGGUAGCCAAAUUUCAACGACUCAAUAGUUUUAAUGUCAAAUAUGCUUUAGGUACUGAACAUCCCAGCUAUCCUAUCGAACGAAAACUUUUUAUACCUUAUCAGUCAGACCUUCCAGUUGUUGAAUAUGUUCAAAACUCGAUCCAAAGUUUCUUAUUAAAAUCAGUAAGAAAAGAGCCCAUGCCAUCUUACGAUGAGAUGAUCAUGACUGAGAUGGAUAAGUUUGGAUUUCUUCAAGAAGAUCGUUCAGAUGAAGAUUAUCGGAAAAUGAAGUUUAUACGUGACUGGACAGGUCGUUUUUGGCGUGGUCCUUUUCGCCAAUACAAGUUUUCAUUUACUCCUGAAGAAUUACGCCAGCAUAUUGCGUUUAAUGAAAUACCAAAGGACUAUUUAUCAAAGUUGAUUAGAAAACGAGGCCCAGAUACGUAUCAAAUGGAUGAUUUUAUUUAUCAUUGUGGAAAUAAUAUACCUCUUAUCUGUGAUGGCGUGAUUGAGAGUUGCCAAUGUGAUGAUUUUGAAUUUGGAAAUAGGCCAUGUAUUCAUAUGUUUUUGUUAAAACGUAUCAGACCAGAUUUGCGCGUUAUGAAUAUGGAUGACAAAGAAGUGAAUAAACCUGAUUGUAUAUUUGAAAGUCAAGCGAGUGUACGUAGAAAACGCGCAAAUAAGUUAUCAAUGGAGGAAUUAAAAUCGAUGAUCGUCAAGGUGUCCCCUCAAUCAUGGCUAGUGAAAUCACUAUCAACUAGCAAUGCCUAUUUUUUAAUCACUUGUGAUUUGUCUGGUGCUAUGGUUAGCUGUAAGUGCCCAGAUUUUGAAGAGAGACAGCUGCCAUGUAAGCAUAUGUAUAUGUUAAGGCGAUUCAAUAAGCACUUGAUAAUCACAAGACCUGAUUCAGAUAUUGAAGAGAAUAUAGAGGGAGAUGAGAUGACAACUAAUGACGAGAUUGAAAAUGAAGAAGGAAUGAUAGUAUCAGUAGAAGAAAUGCAAUUAUCCAGCAUUGAAGAAGACGAAAUUUCUGAUAUAGCGACUUGUAAUGAGCAAAAUGAAAAUAGUAGAGAACUGAUGAUGACGACAAAUGAAGAAGAUUGUUAUAAUACUAAUUUAUCAUCUAAAGGAAUUACCAUUAAAGAAGAGGAUGAAGAGGUAACAUUUAAACAAAUAAUGGCUUCUGCUAUAAAACAAAAUAAAGCAAUAUCGCCAUCUGCUAUUAGUAAACCACCUCCUCCAGAUUUUGUACCAAAGAUACGCAGAAAAGGUAAAGGAAAACAAAUAGAAACUAGCAGCAGUAUGAGUCAUGAUAUAAGUUCCAAAAGACAGCCAUCAACAACAAAUGAUUUGCUGACAGAACCAUCCGAAUCCUCAUUAUUAAAAGGACCUAUUCUCAACAAGUCUAAUGGAUUAAAAAUACCUCAUAGAAGAUCAUUUUCUCAACAAAAAGCAGGUGAUAUACCAAAUCAGCGCGUAGAUAAAUACGUAGCCGGUAUAGUAAAGAUGAUGGAGAAAAUGCCAAUAAAGAAGGAGACAGAAAAUAAGGAUUUUCCUCUUUUAUAAAAACUUCCAAGUCUAUAGUUUUGUGUUUAUCUUUCUUCACUUGUUUUUUUUUAAUAUAUAUUGGAAAAAAUAUAUAUGUAGUUUUUUUUUUGUACAUAUAUAAAUGUAUAUACAUAUCUGAAUUGUAUCUUUUAAUCUAAUCUAAUCUAACAUUCAAAUACAACAAGCACUCAUUUAUAUGUUACACUGAAGAAAUAAUAAUUAGACC